Messenger RNA from Penaeus indicus, 1504 nucleotides. RefSeq names its product receptor-type tyrosine-protein phosphatase eta-like. Bases 26 to 1504 code for a protein of 492 amino acids. Gene Ontology annotation, molecular function: protein tyrosine phosphatase activity; protein binding. The record is from RefSeq and is a predicted model, not a curated record. The transcript has 11 exons. Lineage: Eukaryota; Metazoa; Arthropoda; Malacostraca; Decapoda; Penaeidae. Gene Ontology annotation, biological process: protein dephosphorylation.
CCGGGCCGUGGCAGUGUGUCUCGCCAUGAAGUGGGUAGCACUUGCUGGUCUGUUCGCCUUUCUCAUCACUGUUGGACAGGAGGUUGUUGAUGCGUCUAAACAUGACGCUGUUGCCAAAGUGCCGAUUGCCGUUUUCUUCCCCGCGCCAGAGCCAGAUCUUCCCGUCCCAGAGAAUGUGACGGUGGACGCCCUCAGCACAACUGAGCUCCUCGUCUCGUGGUACUAUCGUCGCCUCCCGGAGUUGAACGUCACGGAGGAUUGCCCUGUGACCUCUUCUGUUUCUUCUACUUUCACUACUACUACUGACUAUAGAGGUUCCGGUAGGAUCGUAGUAUAUGAAGAGAGCAGUACCGGAGCGAGUCCAACAGCUGCGGAAACUUCUACCAAAGCUGAGGAUACAUCCACCUCAGAGGUCCCUCAUUUAGAGUUUGAAGUGGAAUGGAUGGGUCCGGGCGGCAACUUGAACUCCGACAGGACCUUCGAGUGCCAGUACGUCGUAGCAGGGCUCGCUCCAGCCACCAACUAUACUCUUGCCGUUAGGGCUUUGUACGAUGGCUUCGAAAGUGAGUUCUCGGAGGCAGUCGCAGCGCAGACGAUGGCAUCGCCUACUUCCAACCUGCCGCUCAUCCUCGGCCUCAGCAUCGGCAUCCCCCUCGUUCUGGUCCUCGCUGGGUGCUUGGUCUACCAUCGCUGCUACAAGAGGGAUCGCAAGACUGAACCCAAAACGAGACCGGUUAUAGAACUCGUACAAACAGAAGAUCUGUUGCGGAAUGAGUACCAAAGACAAUUCAAAAACCUGGAACCUACAAGACCCACUGAUAUAGCUAAGAGAUUCCCUAACAAAAAUCGCUACGGCGACGUUUUACCUUAUGAUCAUACGCUGGUGCAACUAAGCAACGUAGACUAUAUAAACGCUUCCUAUGUUUUGGGCAAGAAAUUCAUCGUCGCUCAGGACCCGAUGCCUGACCAAGGGGACGACUUUUGGCAGCUGAUCUGGGAACAGAACGUCCACGUCAUCGUUCGUCUCUCGUCUGACUUACCAAACCAAUCGGUAGCCGUUUACGUGAAGGAAGCAGGUGAAGGGCGCUGGGUUAUGGGUCAUGAUGAGCUGGAAAUUACAGUAACGAAACAGAGCAGUGUGGGAACUCUCCUAUCGAAAACGCUUCAGGUCUCCAAGGGCCAGACGCAACGUACAAUCCACUUCUACCAAAUGAAGGGCUGGUUCGACGAAGCCUUGCCAACGCCAAAGGACCUCGUCCACCUCGUCAUGAUCGGCAGGAGCUCCAGGCGGGAGCUGGGACCCAGGACCCCGGUGCUCGUGCACAGCGGCGCUGGGGCCGGUCGAAGUGGGACACUGAUUGCUGUUUGGCAGAUGAUUGACUUGCAGAUUAGUGGAAACAUUAGCAACCUUGUUCGAGUUCUUAAUGAGAUGAGGAAUGACAGAGUGUCCGUGAUACAGUCGGAGGUGAGUCAAGCGCAACGAUAUUUCAGUGGAGAUCGGUGA